Molecule: messenger RNA, 9364 nt
Organism: Chlorocebus sabaeus (green monkey)
Lineage: Eukaryota; Metazoa; Chordata; Mammalia; Primates; Cercopithecidae
Gene: CBLB
Product: Cbl proto-oncogene B
Biological process (GO): negative regulation of epidermal growth factor-activated receptor activity; cell surface receptor signaling pathway
Cellular component (GO): membrane raft; plasma membrane
Molecular function (GO): SH3 domain binding; ubiquitin protein ligase activity; receptor tyrosine kinase binding
Source: RefSeq, a predicted model, not a curated record
UCCUGUGUGUGCCACAGGGGUGGGGUGUCCAGCGAGCCGUCUCCUCCUCCUGCUAGUGCUGCUGCGGCGUCCCGCGGCCUCCCCGAGUCGGGCGGGAGGGGAGAGCGGGUGUGGAUUUGUCUUGACGGUAAUUGUUGCGUUUCCACGUCUCGGAGGCCUGCACGCUGGGUUGCUCCUUCUUCGGGAGCGAGCUGUUUCAGCGAUCCCACUCCCCGCCGGGGCUCCCCACACACACUGGGCUGCGUGCGUGUGGAGUGGGACCCUCGCACACGCGUGUCUCUGGACAGCUACGGCGCCGAAAGAACUAAAAUUCCAGAUGGCAAACUCAAUGAAUGGCAGAAACCCUGGUGGUCGAGGAGGAAAUCCCCGAAAAGGUCGAAUUUUGGGUAUUAUUGAUGCUAUUCAGGAUGCAGUUGGACCCCCUAAGCAAGCUGCAGCAGAUCGCAGGACCGUGGAGAAGACUUGGAAACUCAUGGACAAAGUGGUAAGACUGUGCCAAAAUCCCAAACUUCAGUUGAAAAAUAGCCCACCAUAUAUACUUGAUAUUUUGCCUGAUACAUAUCAGCAUUUACGACUUAUACUGAGUAAAUAUGAUGACAACCAGAAACUUGCCCAACUCAGUGAGAAUGAGUACUUUAAAAUCUACAUUGAUAGCCUUAUGAAAAAGUCAAAACGGGCAAUAAGACUCUUUAAAGAAGGCAAGGAGAGAAUGUAUGAAGAACAGUCACAGGACAGACGAAAUCUCACAAAACUGUCCCUUAUCUUCAGUCACAUGCUGGCAGAAAUCAAAGCAAUCUUUCCCAAUGGUCAGUUCCAGGGAGAUAACUUUCGUAUCACAAAAGCAGAUGCUGCUGAAUUCUGGAGAAAGUUUUUUGGAGACAAAACUAUCGUACCAUGGAAAGUAUUCAGACAGUGCCUUCAUGAGGUCCACCAGAUUAGCUCUGGCCUGGAAGCAAUGGCUCUAAAAUCAACAAUUGAUUUAACUUGCAAUGAUUACAUUUCAGUUUUUGAAUUUGAUAUUUUUACCAGACUGUUUCAGCCUUGGGGCUCUAUUUUGCGGAAUUGGAAUUUCUUAGCUGUGACACAUCCAGGUUACAUGGCAUUUCUGACGUAUGAUGAAGUUAAAGCACGACUACAGAAAUACAGCACCAAACCCGGAAGCUAUAUUUUCCGGUUAAGUUGCACUCGUUUGGGACAGUGGGCCAUUGGCUAUGUGACCGGGGAUGGAAAUAUCUUACAGACCAUACCUCAUAACAAGCCCUUAUUUCAAGCCCUGAUCGAUGGCAGCAGGGAAGGAUUUUAUCUUUAUCCUGAUGGGAGGAGUUAUAAUCCUGAUUUAACUGGAUUAUGUGAACCUACACCUCAUGACCAUAUAAAAGUUACACAGGAACAAUAUGAAUUAUAUUGUGAAAUGGGCUCCACUUUUCAGCUCUGUAAGAUUUGUGCAGAGAAUGACAAAGAUGUCAAGAUUGAGCCUUGUGGGCAUUUGAUGUGCACCUCUUGCCUUACGGCUUGGCAGGAGUCGGAUGGUCAGGGCUGCCCUUUCUGUCGUUGUGAAAUAAAAGGAACUGAGCCCAUAAUCGUGGACCCCUUUGAUCCAAGAGAUGAAGGCUCCAGGUGUUGCAGCAUCAUUGACCCCUUUGGCAUGCCGAUGCUCGACUUGGACGACGACGAUGAUCGAGAGGAGUCCUUGAUGAUGAAUCGGUUGGCGAACGUCCGAAAGUGCACUGACAGGCAGAACUCACCAGUCACAUCACCAGGAUCCUCUCCCCUUGCCCAGAGAAGAAAGCCACAGCCUGACCCACUCCAGAUCCCACAUCUAAGCCUGCCACCAGUGCCUCCUCGCCUGGAUCUAAUUCAGAAAGGCAUAGUUAGAUCUCCCUGUGGCAGCCCAACGGGUUCACCAAAGUCUUCCCCUUGCAUGGUGAGAAAACAAGAUAAACCACUCCCAGCACCACCUCCUCCCUUAAGAGAUCCUCCUCCACCGCCACCUGAAAGACCUCCCCCAAUCCCACCAGACAAUAGACUGAGUAGACACAUCCAUCAUGUGGAAAGCGUGCCUUCCAGAGACCCACCAAUGCCUCUUGAAGCAUGGUGCCCUCGGGAUGUGUUUGGGACUAAUCAGCUUGUGGGAUGUCGACUCCUAGGAGAGGGCUCUCCAAAACCUGGAAUCACAGCGAGUUCAAAUGUAAAUGGAAGGCACAGUAGAGUGGGCUCUGACCCAGUGCUUAUGCGGAAACACAGACGCCAUGAUUUGCCUUUAGAAGGAGCUAAGGUCUUUUCCAAUGGUCAUCUUGGAAGUGAAGAAUAUGAUGUUCCUCCCCGGCUUUCUCCUCCUCCUCCAGUUACCACCCUCCUCCCCAGCAUAAAGUGUACUGGUCCGUUAGCAAAUUCUCUUUCAGAGAAAACAAGAGACCCAGUAGAGGAAGAUGAUGAUGAAUACAAGAUUCCUUCAUCCCACCCUGUUUCCCUGAAUUCACAACCAUCUCAUUGUCAUAAUGUAAAACCACCUGUUCGGUCUUGUGAUAAUGGUCACUGUAUACUGAAUGGAACACACGGUCCAUCUUCAGAGAAGAAAUCAAACAUCCCUGACUUAGGCAUAUAUUUAAAGGGAGAUGUUUUUGAUUCAGCCUCUGAUCCAGUGCCAUUACCACCUGCCAGGCCUCCAACUCGGGACAAUCCAAAGCAUGGUUCUUCACUCAACAGGACGCCCUCUGAUUAUGAUCUUCUCAUCCCUCCAUUAGGUGAAGAUGCUUUUGAUGCCCUCCCUCCAUCUCUCCCACCUCCCCCACCUCCUGCAAGGCAUAGUCUCAUUGAACAUUCGAAACCUCCUGGCUCCAGUAGCCGGCCAUCCUCAGGACAGGAUCUUUUUCUUCUUCCUUCAGAUCCCUUUGUUGAUCUAGCAAGUGGCCAAGUUCCUUUGCCUCCCGCUAGAAGGUUACCAGGUGAAAAUAUCAAAACUAACAGAACAUCACAGGACUAUGAUCAGCUUCCUUCAUGUUCAGAUGGUUCACAAGCACCAGCUAGACCCCCUAAACCACGACCCCGCAGGACUGCACCAGAAAUUCACCACAGAAAACCCCAUGGGCCUGAGGCGGCAUUAGAAAAUGUCGAUGCAAAAAUUGCCAAACUCAUGGGAGAGGGUUAUGCCUUUGAAGAGGUGAAGAGAGCCUUAGAGAUAGCCCAGAAUAAUGUCGAAGUUGCCCGGAGCAUCCUCCGAGAAUUUGCCUUCCCUCCUCCAGUAUCCCCACGUCUAAAUCUAUAGCAACCAGAACUGUAGACACCAAAAUGGAAAGCAAUCGACAUAUUCCAGGAGUGUGGAAAUGAGAGAACUGAGACGGAAUUCAAGCGAGAAGUGUCUCCUCCUCGUGUAGCAGCUGGAGAAGCGGCUUGGGAGCGCAGCUUCUCAGAGGAGACCGAUGCUUGCUCAGGAUGUCGACUGCUGUGGCUUCCUUGUUUUUGCUAGCCAUAUUUUUAAAUCAGGGUUGAACUGACAAAAAUAAUUUAAAGACGUUUACUUCCCUUGAACUUUGAACCUGUGAAAUGCUUUUCCUUGUUUACAAUUUGGCAAAGUUGCGGUUUGUUCUUGUUUUUAGUUUAGUUUUGUUUUGGGUUUUUGAUACCUGUACUGUGUUCUUCACAGACCCUUUGUAGCGUGGUCAGGUCUGCUGUAACAUUUCCCACCAGCUCUCUUGCUGUCCACAUCAACAGUUAAAUCAUUUAUUCAUUUGGCUCUCUACCAUCCCCAGGCCCUGCCCAGGUCCAGUUCCAUUUCUCCCAUUCACAAGAUGCUUUAAAGGUUCUGAUUUUCAACUGAUCAAACUAAUGCAAAAAAACAAAACAAAAAAAAUUCUGUGUUCUUCACUACUGAGUUUCUUCUUUGGAAACCAUCACUAUUGAGAGAUGGAGAAAACCUGAAUGUAUAGAGCAUUUAUUUGUCAAUAAACUGCCUUUUGUAAGGGGUUUUCACAUAACAUCGAGGAGCUUCCCGUUUUAGUUUAAGCUUUGUGACCUUUAAUCCUCCAUAUUCUCAUGUCUGUCAUCCCAGGGUUUCACAACUGUAAAAAUCUACAAUACUAGAAAGCAGCUACUACAGAUGUGGAAGAUGUAACACUUGUAUAAGACAAUGCUGUACUGAAGUUAUAUAACAAGGCCCUCUGAUACUUAUGCCUACAUUACUUUGAGGGAUGCUGAAUGAGAGGGCACUCUCCCUGAAAUAUAUUAAUAAUUCUCAGAUAAAAUUAUGGGCAUACCUUUUCUGAAGUGGAAUUAGAGUUCAUUUCCCAUUUGAGUGAUUACAUUCUAGCUCCUGAGAGCUAUGGGAACCAGUUCAUACUGCAGUGGAAACAUUAAUUCUUUGAUGCACUGUUAAGUGUCAAGGCUACUACUGUGGCGAUGUUUUUUGCAAAGUUCUCAGUAAUUUCCUCUCUGCAAUCAAAUUAGAGUUCAUAUUUAAUUUGCAGAUUCUCUCAUUCAUUGCUCCACACUGCUCUGUCAAAUCAGGUGAAAGAAAUUAAUACAGUUUUACCUUUUUUACAAAAUGGUGGUUGGUUCGUCAGACACCAUGUUAUUACUCUUAAUAAAUCUACAACUAUUUAUUGAGCAUCUAUGAUGUGCUAGGUGCUAUUAGGCACUGUGUUUUUAAAGCACAAACUCUCAAAAGCUGAUUCCAGCGUAAUGUUUUAUUUUUGUUUUUCUGUAUUUUUUAUGACAAAGUGUCUGAUAAGACAAAGCCUGGAAAGUUUCCCCCAAAGCUUUAGAAUUUAGAAUUAGCUGUUACUCAUUUCUAAUGAGAAAUUAAUGGAGAAAUGAGAUAAAAUCAUCUCUGUGUAAGUGCUUGAAGCCACAGAAAGUUUUCUAAAUACGGACUAAUUGUGGGUUUGUGCAUAUUUCUGUGUCUCCCCUUUUCACUUCACACCCACUGUGAUAUACAAAGAUGCAUCAGAUAGUGAGCCUGCCUUCAGGACUUGGAAGGACAUGACUGAACAUCUAGUAGAUCUGGUGGAAAUUAAUGUUAUACAAAGGACAUGUAGACUAAGUUGACCCUGGGAGAGGAGUUAAUGCAUUCCUUUGCAAAGUGACAUGUGCCCUUUUUUUUUUUUUUUUUUUUUGACAGUCUUGCUUUCAUGGUAUGAGAUGAGAACUCACAGGCCUUGGGUAAUUUCUGCUUUUGUAUGAAUUUUUUCAGAUGGUUCUGAGCUGGUUAUGUCCCUGGAGGGGAAUUUUUCAUCUGCCUUAGAUGUUCUUCCCAGAAGUAGGUAUAUGAGCGAAGUUUUUUACACUUUUAAAAUUGUAUUGGCACGUUUUCUUUUGCUUUAUGAACCCCUGUUUUGUCAUUGUGAUUUUUCACUUGUUUUAACAGUUUCAGAUGUCACCUUGGAGUAGCACAGUUUAUUUUGGCCUUUUUAUGAUUGCUGCUGAUAGGUACAAUCUAAAAGCCAAAAGUUGCCACUUCAUUGUGAUAACAUUGUUAUAACAUUCCUAAUAGAGAAUGAUGUAAAAUAAGAAUGUUAGAAAACAGCACAUUCUCAUUCCGUUUAUAAAUAAUAUUUGAAAAUUUCCAGUGAGAAUUAAAAAAGAAGGACUGGUGAUGAUAUAGCAAACCUGGACCUGAAAUUUGUGGGAGGGAUAUCUAUUUUGCAGAGAAAAUUUACCAGCCUCCACCAAAUCUCUGCAUCUUGUACUCAAUAGCAACCAUUAGUAUUGUCAUUUGAAAAGAAUGAAUCAAAAAUUCAUACAGAAUGGAAUGAAAAGAGGAAACCUUUCUAUUAAACACUGUCAACAAAGACCCAUUGCUAUCUAUCACCUAUGAAAUUAAACCUAAAAAAAAAAUUUUUUUGAGAAAAUAAUUAAAUGUUUUUUUAUUGUAAAAGCGACUGAUAGUUGAUGUUUGGAAGUGAUCCAGACUUUGUUUCACUGUGAUUCAAAAAGUUAGACAUUCCUUCCAUUUCUCAAGAUUUGGUAACGCAAAUAUUUUUUUAAGUCAGCAUUUCAUAUAAUUCAUAAAAUUAAGACAAAUUAAUUUAUUGAUAUCUGGCCAAUGUGAACCCUUCUCACCCAACCCAAACGUGUUCUGGAGGUAGAAGGACUUAUCCUCAAUUAUAUUCCAGUAAAUUUAUCACCAUAAUCUGUUUUUUCUCCUAACGUAUGAUAUAUCCUUACCAAAUUUUUCUAGAAUAAAAGCAGUUUUUGCUUAACUUGAAUUUCCUUCCACAAAUAUGACCUUCAGCUCUUCCCUCUCCGUUUCUCUUCUGCCCACAUUGCAAAUAGUCUUCAUAAUAGAGCCCUCAUUGCAACUUAAAAGGGUCCCAUUUGUUAACUCAGCAUUUCAUAUACCAAGAACACUUGCAAAGAUUUGUUCGUAAUGUGAAUUUUUUAUUUUUCAGUUCCAGAAACAUUUCCUACAGUUUGAACGUUACUUUUUUAUCUCAGAUUUUCAACUUGAAGCUUUGAUUUGCACUGAAUUAACUUGGUUAAAAUGUUAGUUUCUCUUCAGCUAACAGAUUUGAAAGCAAAUUACAGUAUAUUUGAAUAAUUCAGGUACUGCCUGUUGACCUGGAAUUUUAGUGAUUCUGGGAAAGUUUUCCAGACAAAGACACCGAUAGAGUGAAGGGUUUUUUCCCCAAUUACUAUUUUAUUGUUUUUUUAAAUGCCUUUUUAAAACUUGUGUAAUGUGGCAAAAUAGUCACAUGUUCCAUUAAUUUAUAUUUUCUUCAUUCCUUUUCAAUUCUGGUUAUUAUGUAACCUCAACUAUUUUAUCUGUUCUUUUAAGGUAUUUUAUAAAAUGAACAUUAACCAAAUGCAGAGUUGGUAUUUUAUUUUUCAAAUGAACACAAAAAUUUUAGAGCAUUUCUAUGUUGUAAGUUUUCUUCUUCAUGUCUAAUUGAACAAAGUGGUGCAAGGUAUACCCACCCUAGGUAAUUUAGUUAUUAAAUACCAAAAUCAUAAUUUUAAGAUAGCAUAAUAGAUAAAAUUGUCCCUAUGUCAUAGAUUUGAAAGUCAAAGGUGUAUCAAGGUUCCAAGUAAGAAAUAUCCUAUCUAGGAAAUGCUGAAAGUCUUCAGGAUGAUGUACUAUAAUAUAUAAUUAAUUGAUAAUUGAGGGUGCUGAUCAACCAUACCAUCUGGUCUUUAAAAUCCCCGUUUCUUAAAUCAUUUUUUCACUGAUCAGUAUAUAGUGGGGAGAGAACAACAGAGAUAACAAUGUUAAUAACUGCUUUGAUAUCAAGAAUCAUGGCAGAAUGUUGUGAAAGUAAUUGUUACAUGCAAAAUUCCAUGCAUAGCAAUAACAGUUACUUCCUGGAGGCACAUACCGUGAAAUGGGAGACACACAUAAGCAAGUAAUUCCAAUACAAAAAUGUUGUGUACAACGUACCACAUUGUACUAGAAUUAUGUCUAUAUGGUAAGUGCUUAAGAACUAAUUAUUGAGCCCUUACUAUGUGUAAGGAGUUUAGUGUCAAAGCAUUUAAUGCUUUCGACAGCCCUGCCUGUUUUAGGACUGUGGAAGAGAAGUUGGGAAUGAUGUUUCUCAUAGAAAGUUUGAGAACCCAUAAGAUUAAGUAGUCUUUUGUAAGCCUAAAAGGAGCAAGGUUUUGUUGUUGAUAUUAAGAAAGAAAUUCAGAGUUAAAGCUUUUCAAAUAGGAAGAACACACAUAAUAAAAUACUGUUUUUUAAGCAAAGGUGAGAUGCCGCUUAUCAUUAGUUCAGUGCUUUGAGAAGACUGUUCUCCUAGCCCCCCCGAGAAACCUCUGUGGGACUCAUUAAGAGACUGGUGGCAGAACUUCCACUCCUGUGUCCUAAGAGUCAUCAUAAGCAGAAGAGGAUGGACUGGAGGGGUACCUGGGAAUAGUGAGUGAUGACUGAGAAUGUUCUGAGUUUGGUCCACCUCUCCCAAUUCAACUAAUGAUAGCUCCCAGAGAGCACCAAUUGUAGAUAUUAGGGAACUGGCAUUUUAUUCUAUUAGAGUCCAUACAGUGGACUUACUGAUGUGCCAUCUGUGGUUAUUAGAGCAGGGUAGAACAAAACUAGAGAGGAGUCAGCAGUCAAUCAGGUAAUAAGCAUCCCCACCAUUGGGAGGACAAGGAUACAUCAUACUCCCCGGGGACAGGCAGAGCCCUGUCAAGGCAACUGAGCUGGAGUUGUCUUGGCAGGACCCAAGGAGGCUUCCUGCCAGCCACAGUAACCCAAGCAGCAAGAGACUUUGGGGUAUGCAUUGCUGGACCAGGCACAAGGAAGUCAAGCCAGUGGAUAUCUGAUGUAUCUGAUGUAUCAGACACUAACCGAGUGGCCUCCCACUUGAGCUUGACAACAAAGUCCACAUUUGAGAACUUACCGCAUGGGGCAAAAUACAAAAUCAAACAUGCCCUAUAAUAGCACUUGUAAAAAUAAUUCUACUUCUUCCCUAAAGUCUUCUUCCCCUACCCCAAUCCCAAAGAAGCAGAAAUGUCAGAAUGAAGAGUGGUAAAAAAGGGUUUAUCUUGCUCUUUCUCUGCUCCUAGUCCCUGCGGUUAAGGGCUGCCCAACACUGGGAGAGAGUGGACAGGCUAGACUGAAUUAGAAUGCAGGUAAUUAAACAAGGAAAGAUAAAAAUUAAUAGUCAAAAUAAGUGAUUACAGAAAAAAAUCUCAACAUACCAUGUUGGCAGCCCACAAGGUUCAAGAUGUUUAGUAAAUUACUAAAAAAAAACAUAAAAACAUAGACAUUUCAUUUCAAAUGAACUUCAGUGGUUUCCUUAGCUUAACAAAAAGUAUUUAUAGUCAGAUAGCCAUUAUUAGAGGGUCCUCUGGUGAGAUGGUGUGGAUUGGACAGAUGCAUUUUAUUUCUCUGGAAAUACUUCCUGCCUGGCAGGCUCAGAGAGCUCACCCCUCGAGAUGCAAAUUCUACCUAAAGCCCCCCACAGUCUCUUGAGCAGAGACCCUCUCCUCUGUCCCUCAGCAGUGCAGGGCCCAAUCUCACCCCGUUCUCCCUUCACUACAAGCAUUGCUUCCCCCUCAGUAAACUCUUCAACCCUCAUUUGUUAGCUUGUUUACGAAGUAAACAUCAGGGAAGUAAAUAUCAGGGACAUGAAGUAAGGACAGGAAGUAAAUAUCAGGGACAUGAAACAAAACGUCUGGCAGCGACUUCCCCAGGACAUCGGUGACUGUUCUCAAACUACUCUCAAAAGGAGCUUACGUUUCCCUAAAGAACCAUUCCAAUGUAAGAUACAAAGUAUCCUUGCAGAAAAUUAAACUUAACCACAAGUGCCUAGGCCCUAGGCUAUUUAGACAUGAAUCAAAAACAGCAGUACCAAGGCACUUACUUGUAUAAAUGUUUAAUCAAGAGUGAUGCUUAAUGUCUAUCUGGAAUUUCUUGCAAAAAAAAAAAAAA